GAGAUAGAGAAAUUAUUUGUUAAACGUCAUUCUGACAUUUUGAUUGUCCCUCCAUCUUAUAUUUUUCGGCCUUGGCUUUGGUCUCAUUUGCAGAUUUUCUGCUAUAGUGUUGUGAAUUUGUGAAACAUUUACCAAUACUUAAUAAGAAAAGAUUGAACGAUGGAUGAAUCAAUGGAAUCUCUGACUCAGCCUGAUCUGGGUUACCCUCCAGCUGCUCAGCCGAUGGAAACUGCACCAGCAAGCAUGGCUCCAUCAUCAGGUCCUCAAGCCGGCAGACAUGAGGAGUUCUCUGUUGAGAAGGUUCUGGACCGCAGGAUGAAGAACGGCAAAGUUGAAUACUUGCUUAAGUGGAAGGGUUAUUCUGAUGAUGACAAUACUUGGGAACCAGAAGACAAUCUAGAUUGUCCUGAGCUCAUAUCUGCAUAUGAAGAAGCUCGUACGAAGAGGGAGAAGGAAGCUGCCGCGGCCGCCUCUGCUGCUGCAGCUGCAGCCGCCGCCGCCGCCGCUGCCGCAGCUGCCGCCACUGCUACUCCAGACCCCAUAGAAGAGAACUUGGCUAGCCGUAAGAGGAGUAGGAGAGCUGACAAGAAGAAAAAGAAUGAGGUGAUACAAGAGAUUGAGAAGCCGCGUGGGUUAGCGCGCGGCCUAAUGCCUGAGAAGAUUCUAGCUGGUCAACUGUUCCACGGAACUUUGUUCUUUUUGGUCAAAUGGCACGGAUGUACAGAUUUCGAUGUGGUACCAGGCCACGAUUUGGGUGAAGCCUACCCAGAGUUUGUUAUCAGCUACUACGAGGCGUGUGCACCGUUUAGCGUGAGACAUAAAGUGGGAAAGAUUAUGAGAAUAGCACCAGAGUUGCCUUCGGAAGUGACUUCAACAACAGAGCCAAUGGAUGUGCCCGCAGAAAUAGCAGCUAUACCGACAGAGACCGCUCAAGAAACUUCCCAAAGCCUACCAACAGAGGGCGCGUCUCAGCCUUUAGAAGUUCCAGUCAACUGACCAUCGUUCUACAAUGCAAGCAAUAGUGACUACUGAGUGAGACGGACUUACAAGUGAACUGUAUGACUUAAUAUUAUAUUUUACAUAUUUUUAUGACAAGUAUAGUACUUACCUAUGUUUGGGUUAAGAAAAUAAUGAGUCAUAAUCCUAGUAUGUGUAAAGUUGUCUAGGUUACAACCAAAUGCUGAAAUGUUACUCAAUUUUAAGUAUCGUGCUAUCUCUGUCAUUUUACUUACAAUUUAUAGAGACAGAAAUAUUCUUGAGAGCGUCAAUAGGCGUUGUUUGUUAUCUUGCAAAGUAAGGGCCGGUGCUCACUGUCGGCACGACUUGAAAACUAAGGGCCGGUGCUAACUGUCGGCACGGCAUGAAAAAGGAUAAGGAUUUUAUUACUAAUCAAGUUAUUUUGAAUCUUAUUUCAAUGAGUUUACUUUUUUUUAAUACGAUGCUGCGACUCCCGGUUUCAUUCCACGGGUUGUGUCAAGGAAUUAUGAUUGCUGUUACAGUUGAAAUAAGGUUGUAACUUGUACAGCGGUCAGGUCAGAACUCACUCCCGUGCCGUACCGGCCGUGAACACCGGCCCUGAGAAUAAGCUUUUUGUGUUUAGUUUUCACAGCAACAGUCCCUUAAGAUAAGCGUACACAGGCCCGCAUCGUACGCAUCGUACACAUUUCGUAUGACGUCAUCAGUAGGUAUCGCUGAUGACCGCGUCAUCCACUGUUCUGUGACGUGGUUGCAGGGUGGACGCAGUUGUAUGAGAUUCUAAACAAGACAAACUAAAAUCAGUUGCGUGCGAUGCGUAAUCUACCGUCACCACAAGACGUAUUAUAUUUCAUUGUUAUACCUAUACACAAGUAGGUAUAAGUAUGACUCUUUAUUUUUUUACGAAAGUACUAUAAAGAAUUAUUUAAGUUUAAAGUGAUACAUUUCUAUUAAAGCAUUGUUUUAAGUUUAAACAAUGAUUAUCUUGGAGUUGUUAUAUGCAAUAAAAUCUUUCUAUGUGGAUAGAAUAAAUCUAUACCAAUAAAUAAUUAGGUAAGUAUAUUUUAAGGUAUAAUUUUGUACUGUUCAAAGAAAAUACAGUAAUAUAAAACUUCAAUAAAUAAUAUGGUUGUAAUAAUUAUUAUUAUUCCAAUGUUUGUAAAUAGUUUUUAUGAAUCGAGAACAAAUAAAAGAUCAAAAUUAUCGAUAAAA
Molecule: messenger RNA, 2187 nt
Organism: Spodoptera frugiperda (fall armyworm)
Lineage: Eukaryota; Metazoa; Arthropoda; Insecta; Lepidoptera; Noctuidae
Product: chromobox protein homolog 1-like
Exons: 7
Coding region: 160-996 (278 amino acids)
Biological process (GO): chromatin organization; negative regulation of transcription by RNA polymerase II
Cellular component (GO): nucleus; pericentric heterochromatin
Molecular function (GO): chromatin binding
Source: RefSeq, a predicted model, not a curated record